Messenger RNA from Stomoxys calcitrans (stable fly), 537 nucleotides. RefSeq lists its product as uncharacterized. The transcript is spliced from 4 exons. The coding region runs from base 83 to 517 and encodes 144 amino acids. The record is from RefSeq and is a predicted model, not a curated record. NCBI's taxonomy places the organism in Eukaryota, Metazoa, Arthropoda, Insecta, Diptera, Muscidae.
AUAACGUUAUACCCAUAACAAAUACUGAACUUUUUAGUUUAUUUAAUUGAUUCAAGACAAAAAGACGCGUAUAAUUCUUAAAAUGGCAACAAAGGAAGCUUUAAAAUUUGGAAUUGUCAUAGGCUGCUUAAAUUGCAUAUAUUUCCUAAUAGCCGUGGCCAUAGCAGGCAAAGAAUUGGUGGAUAUAUCUCUCAUGCCUGUUAAACCAGAUUUCUUUUAUCUGGUGGUGAUUAUUUUCAGCUAUAGUGUAAUUAUGGUCAUUGUAUCGGCUCUGCUCGCAUGGGGGGCCUUAAGGAAAAAUCCCCGUCUCAUUGCACCCUGGGUAAUUCUCAGUGCUUUGGCUAUGAUCGUUAGUUCGGUGUAUUUAAUGUUCAUAGGCCACACCAUACAACUCUGGGAAUUAUUUUCCUGUGUAACAUUUAUUGCUUCCCAGUGUGUUAGUUGGUAUUCCAUUUAUAGUUUAUGGCGAAAUAUGAUCGAUAAUAGGGCUAAUAAUGCCCACAGCUGUACUGAAUGAUUAAAAGUCAUUGCAAAAUA